AUGUCAUUGCCAAAGCGCCGAAAGUUACCUUGGGCACGCCAUGGGGAAAGUGCAGGUGAGUCUGCCCCGCUUCCUGCGCCCUGCAGCCCGCCGGACUCGGCGUCACCCGAAGCCUGUGCUGCGGAGACGGCAGCGUCGUCAUCGGGGAGGGCACCGGAGUUAGCCAGGACAGCUGCUGAAACCUCAGCACCUGCAGCGUCCGCGAGGAAGGCCGAUGAAGGGCCUUCUGCGAGCCGAAUGGCUGCGACUGGUCGGACAGCGGCAGAUGCUGAGAAGGUUCCGGAAGGAGGGAAAGCCUCCCACGGAGCAGAUGGCGCAGGUCGUAGUGCAGACGGUGCAGCUGGGAGCCGAGCCGCUGUGGUAUGGGAGUUCAGUGUGAAGGAUGGCUUCAAGGCUUUCGACAAAGAAUGCCAAGAGUUGGUGGAAACCCUACAUCGAGCUUUUCUGGCUGGUGGUAAUCGUGUUGGCCAUGUGCCUAUGGGGAAGCAGACAAUCCUGGUAGACUUCAUUGACAUGAAGCAACGCUUGGAAGGAGGAGCUCGAGAGCGCAGCGUGCGACGGUUGGCUUGUGCUUACCAGCGCAGGCUACGCAACGGGGAUCACAUGGUAGACAUGUACAUGAGGAUACCUAGAGAUUUCCAGGUAGUGACUGGCGCCAACAAGGGGGUGGGCUUCCAUGUGGCUCGACAGCUUCAGGAGGCCGGACUGCGGGUGAUCAUUGCCUGCCGCAACGAGCUUUUGGCAAAACAGGCAGCUGCCACAUUGGGCUGUGAAUAUGAAAUCUUGGAUUUGGCAUCAGAUGCUUCAAUCGAUGCCUUUGCCAAGCAGAUGGAGACGAAGUAUGCGCAACUGGAUGUGCUGGUGAACAACGCCGCCAUCGCCUUUAAGGCCGCGGAUCCCACGCCCUUCAAGGAUCAGACCGUGCCAACGUUGGCGAUCAACUUCUUCGCCACCAUGCGCCUCACGGACCGGCUCCUACCUUUGCUUCGUGCUUCUGCCAUGAAAGGCGGCCGCCCGAAGAUUGUGAAUGUGGCCUCCAUGGCCGGAAAACUACGGCAACUGAGCCCAGCCCUGCAGGCGCAGUUUGCUUCGGACACCUUGGAUCGCAACAGAUUGGUGUCUCUCGUUGAGAACUUCGUGGCAGCAGUGCAAUCUGGACGGCACAAAGAGAUGGGAUGGAGCAAUUCCAACUAUGGCAUGUCGAAACUGGCCUUAAUCGCCUUCACGCGCUUGGUGGCGCGAGAGGAGCCGACAAUUCAGGUGAAUGCGUGCUGCCCAGGUUACUGCCGGACUGACAUGUCCUCGAAUCGCGGUGGUCAGGACCCAAGCGUUGGGGCGCGCACGGUAGCGCUGUGUGCGCUGCUGUCGCCGAGCGCUCCCAGUGGUGCCUUCUUUGAGAACCAACAAAUCUCUGUCCAAGAUGCUGAAGCAAAAGAGACCGCAGAGGCCAAAGGUGAGGCAACAAGCAAAGCCAAGAGGAUGCUCGCCCGUGCCGCCAAGCGUCGGCGCACGAGCCAACCAGAGCUGGACUACUAUCAGAUUCUGGGGCUACGCCGUGAUGCAAAGCACCAGGACAUCAUCCGGGCCUACCACCGGGAAGCGAAGCAAACCCACCCAGAUCGGCCUGGAGGCAGCAAAGAGGCGUUCCAAACCUUGGCCCAUGCUUACGAAGUGCUCGCUGACGAUGCGAAGCGACAAGCCUACAACGCCAGCAUAGUGGAGCGAGGCAGCUGUGAUGGGGCUGCGGCCACCCAUGAUCCAAAGCCAAGGUGUGAAAGGCACAUCUUGGCCGAGCAUCCUGAGGCCUUCGUGAAGCUUCUUCUUAGCUGCAAAAUGGCGCUGUGGGCGCGGCUGCUCAGAGGUUUGACAGGAGCGCAACUGCAGAAGCUUCUUGAUUGCUUGCACUUUGAGGAGAAUGGGCAGAGGUUAUUGACCCGCAGACAAGCUGGGGUGUCCUACUCUCAAGAUCUCCGGCGACCUUGCUAUUUGUAUGCAGGUGCGGGGAACAGCUUUUGGGCAGAGGUCCUCAUUCACGGCAUAUGUUUCGCCACCCCUCGUACUACGUCCAGGGCAGUGGCAGCCUACUACCAUUCCGCGGUAGUGGAGCUGAAGCGAUUGGUUCAAGAAGGCAUAUCGGCAAAUCCUUUCGGCAGUCUUGAAGAUGCAAUUAUCCGUGGGCUUUCAGGCCUGGACACCCAAGGCUUGACUUGCCCACUUUUGUUUUCUGUGCGUAUUACUAGUAGAAGGUUUGGAAAUAAGGAUUUCCGAAGCAGCACUGUGGAUGACAUCCAUGUGGCUCUGACGAUGAGACAAGAAUCAUACAAUGCUGCCAGCGCCAAAGCGUUGAAGAAGCUGAAGGAGAAAUGGGCGCAGAUGGCAGGUGACGGGGCUGAAAAGGCUCAGGGCUUAAGGCAAAAGACCGCAUCGCGGCUCGCAGGCUACAUCUUGGCGCAGCAAGAGGCCAGAAAAGACGCUCCUUUGGCCCGGGUUCGCAGAUCCUUCAAGCAGCCGGCAGAUGUCGUGGUCCAGGUUCCCUUUCUUGGUCAUUGGGCCUCAACGCUUGGACUUGGACCAGAUCAGCUCCGAAAUCGCCUCAGCUCAUUGGAGGGCCAACAAGCCCUAAAGGACUUCUUUGCACGGCAUCCUUUCGCACUUGAGGAUACGAAGUCCACCAAACUUCCCAGAGAAGUGUUCGGUUUCAUUGGCCUUGUGGAUCUUUGCCAGCUCUUGGUGCUGAACAAGGAGUACUGUGAAAUGGGGAAGGAGCAGAUCAAGACCAGAUGCCAGGGCACCUUCACCCCAUCUACCCAGGACUUUGGAAAUGAAUGUCAGCACCUCAUUGAAUUUGUGAACUGGGGAUUCCUACAGCAAACCCGCCUCAUUGAUUUGCGACACCUUCCGGCUGAAGCACGCAGUGAUUUCCUGUGGGCUGUGCUUUGUACAUUGGAAAAGCUGGAGCGUGUGCUAGUGACGCACGCGAAAAAGAAACGGAAAACGAAGAAAGACGAAGGUCAGAAGGAAACUGAGGUUGAGGCUGAGGCGCCAAACAGCGACAUUCUGGCGGCUUUGAACAUGGACUCCGCCGAGGAUGUGCCUGCCUCCGACAGUGAGUUGGAGAUGGAGGAGGAAGCAGAGUGGAGACGUUUGCGCACCCCAUCACCAGAGCCACGCAACCGCUCAUACGAACUGCCGGAGGCAUUUUGUGUCAAGUCGGUAUUGCUGGCAACAGAACCUGCUGCUCCGUGCCUGCCUAGUCAAAUCCUGCAAUCGCAAAGAGAGAUGGCCAUGCCAUUGAAGGACCCUUCGUCUCCUACGCUCUGCAAUGUUGCUGGCUCGUCGCCGUCCUUCACAUCCGCUACGUGGCGUGGGCUGGGCCAAAUGCCAAGCGUGGGACAGCAGGCUAUGCUGGUUGUGGGGCUUGAUCAGUCCAAGGCCAAGAGCAAGGGAAGCUCCUCCUACAAGGAUGGCCCGUUCUCCGACACUUGGCCCCCUGUUGCAGCCUCUCCAAUCGCGAGUGGCAUGACAAGCAGGAAGACAACAGCCAGUUCAUUCACUCAGGUGGAGUUUUUUCCGGAGGAUGUACCGUUCUACCAGGCUUCAAUGGAUGCUGUGAGCGGAAUUGUAACCAUCACAGGAGUUGAGACAAUGAGACCUUCUCGAGGAAGUGAAGGUCAUCCUCACAACUGCCAAGCUGCGUGCAAAUAUGUUCGCAAAGCUCGUGGAUGCAAGGAUGGUGAUAACUGUGCACACUGUCACCUGUGUAUUUGGAAAAGUUCCACGAAGCAGACCGCAAAGCGCCGCUGCGGCAAGGUGGCAAGGCCCUUGAGUCUUCCAUUGACGUGA
This is a messenger RNA of Cladocopium goreaui, 3843 nucleotides long. The record is from the annotation of a GenBank genome assembly. Lineage: Eukaryota; Dinophyceae; Suessiales; Symbiodiniaceae.